Messenger RNA from Podospora anserina S mat+, 1557 nucleotides. RefSeq lists its product as uncharacterized. The transcript is spliced from 3 exons. The coding region runs from base 1 to 1557 and encodes 518 amino acids. Lineage: Eukaryota; Fungi; Ascomycota; Sordariomycetes; Sordariales; Podosporaceae. The record is from RefSeq and is a predicted model, not a curated record.
AUGGCCAGACCGGCCGGCGACCAGCUGAACGCUCACGCAGCACCAGCAACAAAUGGCCAUAUGGGCAUCUCGCAGCCAUCCUCCUCUCAACCGCUUUCCACCACCCAGCUUAUCAGCCACAUUCCCAAAAUCCUCCCUCACGAGCGCGUCUUCCCCAUACAGAUAGGGUCUGAGCUCUUCAAACUAUCGGGUGCAUCGCUAUCAUCCGAUGCGCCGUCGUACUUUUCCCAAUACUUUCUGUGUCAGCUAAAACAGGCCGAAGAAAAUGGAGAAGACAUUUCCAACGCCAUCCGGACCUUGUCCAUCGAUCGUGACCCAGACACGUUUAAAGACAUUGCUCUACACCUUCAGGGGUAUCAUGUGAAACCGCGAGAUGCAACGCACUUUGUGCGAUUGUUUGCCGAUGCACAGUUUUACAGACUCCCCAAGUUGAUGUCCCAGUUGUACGAGGAGAGCAUCUUUACUACUAUUGGAGAGCGCCAGUUUGAAAUACCGCGAGAGCUAUUCAAUGACCCAGGGAACUCACCCAACUUUUUCUCGCUGGGCUUUGCUGUCUUCUUUUCCUCACCAGACGAGCUCUUUCCUGGCUUGGACAGAGAAGGGCUUCUUCGGCCACCAUCGAUUGUGCCCCCUGCGAUCCCAACACGUAACGGGGAUAUUUUUGCCGAGCUACUAAACCUUCUCCGAGGAUAUCCGGUCAAUAUUCGCGAUGAAGGCCAUCGCGCAGAGCUACUCCGAGAUUGCCGGUAUUUCAACUUCAAAGGGCUCGAGCAGCGUCUGAUCCCGCAUCAGAUAUCCUACAACCUGUCACGUAGACGACACGAAAUUGUUCUUCGGCUCAGGGACAUACUCAAAAGCGGCAUCACGGUAGCUUCCGAGCCCACCGCACUCGAUCCAGCCGCCGGAUGGGUCAACUACGCCCGCCCGUUCGUCGACGAGAAAUCUUAUGAGCUAGUGCUCGAGAUUGGCGAUGAGAGCACCAGGCUACAGUUUGGACCGAAUGGAUCGAUCCGAGCCGAGUUCUUUGGGGAAGUCAAGACUCGCGUGGCGAAACUUUUCGAGGUCAUCUCUACCAAGCUCAACUUACCGCCCACAACACAGCCCCUCGGGUUGCUAAUGACACAAGGGGGUGCGAGCAGCCAACCAGCUACGCCGGGGAAUACACCGCUUAGCGAGGAUUUGGUAAGGGUUGUGAUGGAUCCCGAGGCAAGCGUCACGCUGGACGGAAGAGCCUGGAGCUUGGAAGAGGCGGGGAAUAGCUCGGUGCCGUCAUCGGCUGGGGGACUGGAUGGUGUGAGUGGCGGUGGUGAACAGAACUCGCCCUCGGCGUUACUGCUGUCUGUUCCGGCCUCACAGCCGUUUUCGAGGAAGAGGAGGAGGGUGGAUAUGAAUGGCGGACUGGAGGAAUGGAUUGUGCGGACUGGGCAGUGGCGGCUGAGGAUUCAAGGGGUCAAGAAUGGGAAGGCGGCGGUAGAGUGUUGUUUGGUGGCGGUCAAGCUGGAUGCUAUGAGCUCGGAGCAUGCUAGGAAUCUGCAGAGGUCCUUUUUGGGAGGGUGA